Molecule: messenger RNA, 486 nt
Organism: Aspergillus ruber CBS 135680
Lineage: Eukaryota; Fungi; Ascomycota; Eurotiomycetes; Eurotiales; Aspergillaceae
Exons: 1
Coding region: 1-486 (161 amino acids)
Source: RefSeq, a predicted model, not a curated record
AUGAAGUCGGGGUUGUCGAUUGCGAUGCAGACACAGCCUGCUCCGGCUGAGAGGAGUUCCGAGGAACGGUCACCAAACUAUCAGGUUGAAUUUACGCCUAAAGAGGAAUCCGAUAUCGCUUCUCAGAUGAGUGCGACGAACAUGGUCACAACAACAGCGACCACAGAUAAAAUAGACGACCCUUCUGCGUCAGUUCCUGACUUGAGUGGAUCACUUCCUUCGACUUCUUCGAUAGCAUCGAGUGCGUCGUCAUCAUCGUCAGAUCUUAUGCCAAUGCCACCGCUAGAUUUUCCGCUGGAUCUGGAGUUGGAGUUGCCGUUACCGAUUCUCGACAGUAACUGGGAUCUGGAUACUGGUAUGGGGAAGAUGAAUACAACAAGUGGGCUGGGUGGUAUAUGGCCGCUGGAUCAGACAGGAUUCUGCGGCCUGGAUGAUAUGUCUGUGUUCCCUGGACAGAAUACGCAGUUUUGGGUUGGGGAGUUGUAA